This is a messenger RNA of Colletes gigas, 4123 nucleotides long. RefSeq names its product fringe glycosyltransferase (gene fng). Bases 617 to 1840 code for a protein of 407 amino acids. Gene Ontology annotation, molecular function: O-fucosylpeptide 3-beta-N-acetylglucosaminyltransferase activity. Gene Ontology annotation, cellular component: membrane. The transcript is spliced from 9 exons. Gene Ontology annotation, biological process: regulation of Notch signaling pathway. Lineage: Eukaryota; Metazoa; Arthropoda; Insecta; Hymenoptera; Colletidae. The record is from RefSeq and is a predicted model, not a curated record.
UUUCGUGCGUGCGUUCGUUUCAUAGUUUAUCGUGCGCUUUCGUUCUACGAACACGUCCGUUAUGUGACACAACCACUCGACUGUCGCAUCAGACACUGAACCACCUAACAGGCUGUUCAACAUUUUGCACCUGUAAUCAUCUUUUUCCACAACACCAGCGACAGUUGAUACACAACAUCCGAGGGAUUCGAUCGGAUCGAAGUCGGUUAUUUGCGACGAUAUCGUGGCGGGAAUUUUCCCGAUCGCGGAGAACGUUUCCACCCAAACGGAGUUUCACGGACCGACGACGUCUCGAGUUUCGAAAUCUCGAUCGAUUCUCGAGAGGUUGAAACAAUCGGCGAGCACCGGAACGAUGACAUUGCCAGUGUCGUUAACAACUCGGUACGAUAAAUCGUUCGUAAGAGUUUUGUGCAUAACCGUAGCGAUUGAUUGUUUACGAAACGACGACAACGGACACGCGAUGAACGAUUCUCGUUGGUAAUCGUGUAUCAUUGCCAAACGAGUGAGACCACGGACACAGAGAGUAAAAUUUGCCUUUCAAUUGUUUCGAUAAUCGAUGCUUCGUCGAAGGUGCAACGAGAGUGAAAAGGGACAGCGAUAACCGGUAGUUUGUGUUAUGACUGGAUUAUUUUUUGCGCGGCAAAAGGAGGGGAACGAUGAAGAGCGGUCAGUGUUGAUGGUUUGUGCGCGAGAAAAGCGCGAAGGCCUCGAAGAGGAAGGACGAUCCGUGAAAUUUGGCGGCGGUGGGCCGCAGGGUCGUUCAUUGGUGGUUGGCGCGGGUGGCGCCAAAAUGCCCCGUGGCCUGCCGACUAGACGAAGCCUUCAGACGCUGGCACUUGUUCUUGCCACUGCUUAUGCCACGAUUCUUCUCUAUCAGGCCGUUGUACCGCGUCAGUGGGUCGACGAGAUAACUGUUGAGGUAAAUAGCAGAAGCAUGCUGGUAGAAAUGCCGGCUUCGCGGAAGCUGAUCAGCGAGGAGUCGUCGGUGACACCUGCGAUCGCCACGGCGACCAUGGCACCAUCUUCGACGAAUCUCGACGACGUGUUCAUCAGCGUGAAGACCACCAAGCAUUAUCAUCAUUCCCGUCUACCGGUGAUCAUCAGCACGUGGUUUCAAUUCGCCAAGGAUCAGACGUGGUUCUUCACUGACCGGGACGAUCCAUACUUCCAGAAUCAAACGAACGGCCACAUGAUCAACACGAAGUGCUCAUCCUCUCACAACAGGCGGGCCCUCUGCUGUAAAAUGUCCGUCGAGUUCGACAGGUUCCUCGACAGCGGCCGGAAAUGGUUCUGCCACUUCGACGAUGAUAAUUACGUGAACGUGCCACGACUGCUGAAGCUCCUCGACAACUACAAUCCGAGGGAGGAUUGGUAUCUGGGUAGGCCCUCGAUACCGGCACCGUUGGUCAUUACCAAGCAAGGACCGGAACCCUCGAAGCGACUGCAAAAGGUGAAAUUCUGGUUCGCGACGGGUGGCGCAGGAUUUUGCAUCAGCAAGGCUCUUGCGCUGAAAAUGACGCCGUUAGCUGGGGGCGGAAAGUUCAUCACAGUGGGCGACAGAAUUAGGUUGCCCGACGACGUGACGAUGGGCUAUAUUAUCGAGUACCUCCUGAAAAAGCAGCUCACCGUCGUCGAGCAGUUCCAUUCCCAUUUGGAACCAAUGAAGUUCCUUAACAAGGACACCUUCGCUGACCAGGUGUCGUUCAGUUACUCCAAGGGUUCCAGGGACGAAUGGAAUAUUUUGAAGAUCGAUGGAUUCGACAUGAUGGACGACCCUAAGAGAUUCAGGUCGAUCCAUUGCCAUCUGUUCCCCCACGUACCCAAUUGUCCACACAGAUGAUGACCAGCUGAACGAGCCGCGGCGAUCCGACGAAGAAGGAAGGAAAACGAGGCCGAAGACUACACGAUCUCUCGUUCUUUCUAGCUAGAAGCAUCCAUUCGAAAGGACUACGGUCGCUCACUGCGCGCAGGUAUGUUCGAUUUCUGUAAAGAAAUCGAGUCUGAGAUCGAUGUCGAAUCGAAAUGGAAUCGAUGCGUUAGAAAAUUGAAUCCCACGAAAUCGAUCUCUCGAAAAUCGGCUAAAAAUACGAUUUCUCUAAUUACGUUUCAUUUCAUAGUUCAAAAGCUUUAGGUUGGAUUUUUGUUGCGUAUUAUUCGUUUCGAACGAAUGCCGUGGACAUAGUAUUCAGCGUGUUAAAAAAUACAUUAAACGGUUAUUUAACACUAGUGCAUUUAAAAAUAGUAAAUUUUACAGGUGGUUGAACAAUGUUCACUCGCGAUUGAUAGUAAAUUUUUAAACGAAUUACCGUAGGAAAGAACGCAAUAAUAAAAAAGUUUUUAUUUCGCGUCGCGUUUGAACAUCGAUACCAUGGAACAUUUAAACUUCUACGAAUGCUCGGGCUCUCGUUUUUUCUUCGUCUCGUUCGCUAUCCUUCUCUGUAACGUCAGAGGUUAAACAAGAGCUCGAGUUUCGUUUACCUAGCAGCUAUAUGUUCGCAAAAAGAAUGCUAUAUUUAUAAGAAGCCGUCUAAAAUCGAUCGAAACCCGAAGAGAUUGCAAUCCUGCUUGAAAAAAACAAAGAACCUACUUCUAUGUUUUCCUGUUCCAUAUAUCUCUAUAAAAGAUGAGUAAAUUGGCGGGAAGGCCCUGGGCAUAAGAGUUGAAACGCUCGCGUAAAAAUUGUGUACGCCGAACGUAGUGACCUCUGGCGAUCUGCAACAGAACUACAGCAUCUAAUCUUAAGAACCGCGCGACCGAAGUAUAAUCGAUGCAUAAUCGAAUGUCCCUAGAACCAGACGCUACGUUUCGAACGUCUCGGACAAAGACCAAUCCUGGCGUUUAUUGCGACCAUUGUUUCAUCAUUUUUUGUACGUUUUAUGUAUGCGUGAGUCUCUAUGUACAUAGGUGUAGAUAGGACCGGUGGCUCCAUCGCGUUUCCAACGACAGAGAACGUAGACAGGGAGGCUCUCCGGUCUCCCAGGGCCAGAUACCAAUGGCUGAUCGACGAACCAGACGACAAGGAAAUCGUCCGUGUGUCGUUCGAAGUCCUCGAACCGAGGCGGAAGGCUUUAAUUUCCAAAAAGAUUAAUAUUAAUCGCGUAGAAUUAUUAUCGAGGAUCUGCCAUCGAUAUCUCGCUAACCUGGGUCGUAUUUAAAAAAAAAAUGGUUUCUUAAAAUUACGUUCUUCUUUGGCCGCGACGGGAAAAUUCACGUGAAUGUUCUUUUUCUCGUCGUGACGGAGGAAAUAAUAAAAUAUAUAGAUUGUAUAUAGGGAAAUAAAGUAAAUCGGUGAUUGUAUAUAAAAUAUGCGGGACACGUAACGUUGUUAUUGAAAAUGUUACAUAUCUUCUAUGGAUCUGGCUGGUGAUGUUUCCUCAAGUAAGGUAGGAAUGUUUGUAAGACGCGAAAUAAAAAAUUUGAAUCGACGACGUUAGGUGCCCCUCGAUCGUAAUUGUACCAUAAGACGAGAGAUGCAAGGAAUAUUUGGCGACAUUCUCGUCGCCGCGAAUUGAGAAAAUUACCUUAAGCUAGUCUCUUGUGUUAAGAAGCCGGUGAUCGCACAAUGUGAUAUUUAAGGGAUGCGAGUUGAUUCGCGUUUGUCGCUUUCGUGCGCGAAGGGGGGAUCGGACAUAUUGUUUGCUAGAUAGAGGUUAUGUAAACGUUUGUUUCUUUUCGAUCGAUAUAAAAGGCUUUUGAGGGUUAGAUUAUUGAAACAAACUUAUUUAAAAUUAGAAACUGAAAUUUCGACCAGGCUAAAUAGUCCUUCGAGCGCAAUAAAUAAAUACAUUUUUUAAAUAUUUUUAUUUGGGUCGUGCAAAGGGUAGAUAAUUUGUUUAUUUUGCGAUUCGUGUAUUGUCCAAUUCCCUCGUUCUCGGUUUGCGUUUUAUCGAUCGAAUCAGUGUGCAAUAUCGAGAGAGAGAGAGAGAGAGAGAGAGAGAGAAUGUUCCGUAGAUUUGUGGUUAGCUGUCUGAUUAAUUGUUUUUUCGGUAAUUUGGAGAACCCACGGGAGAAUGCGUGUUGCACACCUGUUGCGUCACCCGUGGGAUAGAGAAGCGAAAAAAAAUGGAUUCCGUCGAAUGGAAUCAGAGAAUGCAGCGGUACACGAUUAUACGUUGUAACAAUG